Trichoderma breve is the source of this 2370-nucleotide messenger RNA. RefSeq names its product THO complex subunit 1 transcription elongation factor domain-containing protein. The record is from RefSeq and is a predicted model, not a curated record. The coding region runs from base 1 to 2370 and encodes 789 amino acids. Lineage: Eukaryota; Fungi; Ascomycota; Sordariomycetes; Hypocreales; Hypocreaceae. Gene Ontology annotation, cellular component: THO complex part of transcription export complex. The transcript is spliced from 5 exons. Gene Ontology annotation, biological process: regulation of DNA-templated transcription elongation; mRNA export from nucleus.
AUGCCAGCUCUCGAUAUAGAGAACCCAGGCGUCGAAGCCGUGGGCGCAUUCGGACGGCUUCUCACAGAGCUUCUGGACGAAGCCUCAGCGGCAAAGCAAACGACAACCAUCGAGCCUGCUCUCGCGAAAUCCGACUUUGCCAACAUCCACGACCGAGUUUCUUCUUCGCUCACCCGCCCCAAGAGCGCGGGCAGCACAGAGAACAAUGCGCCUCCAGAUACCCUCAGAUCACGGCAGUUUGCCCUUGUAGAAACAGCGGCUCGCGAUUUCUUCAGCAAGUUAAUCGCGACAACUUCAAUUGAUAGCCCAGAAUUUGUGAAGAUGUGGAACCUGCUGGAUAUUCUUUCAAUACUCUCCGAUGAUGGCCAAUGCGACCCCGCGCUGCUGUUUUGGCUUGUGGAAGAGCUCCUCGACAGCCAGACGAUUGCGGGAUGUCGCAAGAUAUUCGACUAUCUUGAGUCAAGACGAGAGCGCAUCACGGCCAAACACUUCAAGCAGAAGAAUCUUGUGAUUCUCCGAAGCUGCAAUGAGUUGCUGCGGAGACUCUCACGCGCUGAGGAUACGGCUUUCUGUGGAAGAGUAUUCAUCUUUAUGUUUCAGAGUUUCCCUCUGGGAGACAGGAGCUCUGUCAACCUUCGAGGAGAAUACCACGUUGAGAACGUGACAGUGUUUGAAACAACAGAAGAUGACGACAGUAAAAUGGAAGUCGACACCAAUGAUACUCCAAAGGAGCAAGGCGAUGUCAAGACCGGCGCAAAGAAUGGCGCGCAGGAUUCAAGCAAAGCCCUCGAUCCUGACACACUUUAUCCUUUGUUUUGGUCUUUACAAGAGAGCUUCAGCCAACCCUUGAGACUAUUUGAUGCUGGUCACUUUACGAAAUUCAAGAGCAGCUUGGAAUCCACGAUAAGCGCGUUCCAGGCUAUCCACGAAGACAGCAUAUACUCCUCAAAGUCGAUGGAGAACCUUAAGCGGACGUUGAAGCGGAAGAGAGACGACGACGGAACCGAGACGCUCCCGGAGGCGUUCAAUCCCAAGUAUCUUACCAGCAAGGACUUGUUCCAGCUUGAGAUCAGCGACCUCUCCUUUCGACGACACGUUCUCGUGCAGGCUCUCAUCAUCACAGACUUUCUCUUAUCCCUAUCAAAAGAAGAAAGGGAGAAGCGAACCAACAUCAAUGUAUCCAACAAGUCGGUCAUUUAUCCAGACCAACUCAACGAGGAGAAUACAAAGUGGGCUACCGACAUGAAAAAGGUAAUAUCAGAUUAUCUCAAGCAAGGAAGUGAUGGGCCAUACUUUUUUCGCAUGGUAGAAACAGUGCUGGCUAGGGACAAGAACUGGGUCUUUUGGAAGAUGGCCAGUUGUCCGCCCAUCCAGCGCGACCCGGUGUCAGCUGCGAGCUUCGUCGAGUCAAAGGAUGCUGCGCAGAAGAUGGCGACGAAUAAGCGUCUGAGACCAAACCCGUUGAAUGCCGUGCCGCUCGACUUUUUGGCAAACGAAGACGAAGGCUCGGCAAUGGAGGAAUUAAAGUCUGCGGAACGCUAUCAGUUGCCUGAACUUGAUGGAUUCAAGAGCAAAAUUGCGGAUGACGACUUUGAGAUUGACAUGCCGACGAAUAACGAGACCAAGGCCGCGGCUGUUGCGGGCAAGGCGAGCAAGAGCUGGAGAGCCCUUCGGAUAGCGUCGCGGUUCAAGCUGGCGUCUUUUGACAAAAUCGACGACCCCAAGAAGAUUAACAUCAUUUUCGAAGACGACGUUGAAGGGGACGAGGAUGAGGAAGAUGCUGAGCCGACGGCCAGCGAGGAAGACAUGCCUAGCAAUCGCGAUCCGAUCAUCCUAUCUGCAUCCUCUGGCGUUGCAACAUCAGCCCUGAGGGAGAAGCUCAUGAGCGAGCACAAGGGCGUCUUUGCUCCUGUCGUGCGACAUGCUGUCCGUGAGCCCGCAGAGGACGAAGUCAAUGGCAAGACGUUUCACUUCGUCAAGGCCCAAGAGUUCAAUCAGCUGCGAGACGGCGAUCGGCUCAUCGAGUAUGGCACUCGUGACGGUGUAGACUAUGGCACGAGCACAAAGGCCGUUGAUGCUGUCGUCGACACGGGCAAAGUUCCCAUCGUUGAGCUUGAUCUCGAGGCCGCGCAAUUCGCCAAAGACAUGGACUUUUCAGCACGAUAUAUCUUCAUCAAAUCUUCCUCCUCAGACGUUGAUGAAGAAAAAACCAAGGACCUCUUCGACACUAUCAUUGUAGAUGACGGCGACGUCGAAAAGACUGCAGCUAGCAUUGGAGAAUUCAUUUUCAAGGGAGAAGCCGAUGCAGAGACCAACGGCGAUGCGAACAUGGCCGAUGCCCCGUCUGCAAAUGGCGAAGAAGAGGCGUGA